Molecule: messenger RNA, 2066 nt
Organism: Myxocyprinus asiaticus (Chinese sucker)
Lineage: Eukaryota; Metazoa; Chordata; Actinopteri; Cypriniformes; Catostomidae
Gene: mettl3
Product: methyltransferase like 3
Exons: 11
Coding region: 148-1911 (587 amino acids)
Cellular component (GO): nucleus; RNA N6-methyladenosine methyltransferase complex
Molecular function (GO): mRNA m(6)A methyltransferase activity; mRNA (2'-O-methyladenosine-N6-)-methyltransferase activity
Source: RefSeq, a predicted model, not a curated record
UAUUUUGAAGGGCCACCAGUUUGGCGGCGCUAUAGUGUGUAUGAACGAUUCAGGCACUCCGCCUUUUUUUUUACUCGACCUAAACUUAAAUUCAUGUCAACUUUUAUUUCAUUCGUAAGGUUCUCUGGUUCUAGUUGUAACUAGGCCAUGUCGGACACAUGGAGUCACAUCCAAGCGCACAAAAAGCAGCUGGACUCACUGCGAGAGAGGCUGCAGAGGAGAAGAAAAGACAACACUCAACUGAGCAUUGCAGAGAUUGGAAGUGGUGAGGGAGUAUCUGCAAGGAGCGACAGCCCAGGACCGGCCCUCCAGAGUCUGCCACAGCUGGAAGUUGAGCAGCCUCCAGACCCAGAACUAGAGAGACGGCUGCUGGGAUACCUGUCUGACUUGAAUCUUUCUUUGCCAAUCGAUUCCCUUGCUAUCACCAACCAGCUAAGCACAUCUGAAUCUCCAGUUUCCCAUGCCUGCAUCCAAAGUCUCCUACUCAAAUUUUCUGCUCAAGAGCUUAUUGAGGUUCGGCAGCCUUCCAUCACUGCCUCUUCAUCCUCCUCCUCCUCUACCCUCGUUAUAUCUGUCGAUCACACCAAACUAUGGGCUAUGAUAGGGAGUGCAGCCCAGCCACAGAGAACUGCCGUCAAAAGAAAAGGAGAUGACAUUCAUCAAAAAAGAGCUCCAGGCUCCUCCCCUUUGCUUCAAGCACCAUCUUCUCCUCCCAAGAGAUCGUCUGUCUCGCUGGCAUCUGCCUCCAACCUGCAGCUUACCGGAUCAUCUGGGGGUGGAGGGGGUGCUGUUGAGAAAAAGGGGCGGGGCAAUAAGGUCCAAGCAUCUCACCUGGACAUGGAGAUUGAGAGUCUACUGAGCCAGCAGUCCACCAAGGAACAGCAAAGCAAAAAGGUGAGCCAAGAGAUCCUAGAGCUGUUGAACACUAGUUCAGCGAAGGAGCAGUCGAUUGUGGAGAAGUUCCGCUCGCGAGGCAGAGCUCAAGUGCAGGAGUUCUGCGAUUAUGGGACCAAAGAGGAGUGUGUGCAAUCUGGGGAAACACCUCAGCCCUGCACCAAGCUGCACUUCAGGCGCAUCAUUAAUAAACACACAGAUGAGAGCUUGGGCGACUGCUCCUUUCUGAACACCUGUUUCCACAUGGACACUUGUAAAUAUGUGCACUAUGAGAUUGACAGCCCUCCUGAAGCAGAGGGUGACCCCUUGGGGCCACAAGCAGGUGCCACUGAGCUUGGACUGCACUCCACUGUAGGAGAUAGCAACGUGGGCAAGCUGUUUCCUUCACAGUGGAUUUGCUGUGAUAUCCGUUAUCUGGAUGUGUCCAUCCUGGGGAAGUUUGCAGUGGUGAUGGCCGACCCACCGUGGGACAUCCACAUGGAGCUUCCCUAUGGAACGCUCACAGACGACGAGAUGAGGAAACUCAACAUUCCUAUAUUGCAGGAUGACGGUUUCCUCUUCCUCUGGGUGACAGGAAGAGCUAUGGAGCUGGGUCGAGAGUGUCUGAGUUUAUGGGGCUAUGAGCGUGUAGAUGAGAUUAUCUGGGUAAAGACCAACCAGCUCCAGCGAAUAAUUCGCACUGGAAGGACUGGACACUGGCUGAAUCAUGGCAAAGAGCAUUGCUUGGUGGGUGUAAAAGGAAACCCACAAGGUUUUAACAGAGGCCUUGAUUGUGAUGUCAUAGUGGCGGAGGUCCGCUCCACUAGUCAUAAACCAGAUGAGAUCUAUGGAAUGAUCGAACGUUUGUCACCAGGGACACGAAAGAUUGAAUUGUUUGGCAGACCACACAAUGUGCAGCCUAAUUGGAUAACUCUUGGUAAUCAGCUGGAUGGUAUUCACCUUUUAGACCCUGAAGUAGUUGCACGUUUUAAGAAGCGCUACCCUGACGGAGUCAUCUCUAAACCUAAAAACAUGUGAGGACUGGAAUAGUGAGAUGUAUAGUCACAAAGCCACAGGUCUCAACACUGAAAGAUGAUUUCAAACAGGACUUGCCAGUGUCAAUAACAGCUUUUUGUACCACUUUCCUUUUUUAAAAUUUUUUUAAAUUUUUUUAAUAAAAACACUGAAAUCUG